This is a messenger RNA of Uloborus diversus, 534 nucleotides long. RefSeq names its product centrosomal protein 20-like. The transcript has 4 exons. Lineage: Eukaryota; Metazoa; Arthropoda; Arachnida; Araneae; Uloboridae. Gene Ontology annotation, cellular component: ciliary basal body; centrosome; motile cilium. Gene Ontology annotation, molecular function: protein binding. Bases 29 to 415 code for a protein of 128 amino acids. Gene Ontology annotation, biological process: microtubule anchoring; cilium assembly. The record is from RefSeq and is a predicted model, not a curated record.
GCAAAAACGUCUUGUUUUGAUUGUUGCUAUGGCUACCGCUCGCGAUUUGAAAGAUGCUCUAAAAGAAGCUUUAUCAAAAUCUGGAGUAUUAGCUGAAAUUCGUGCAAGAAUUCGAGCUGAAGUUUUUAAUGUCCUUCAAGAUGAUGCUGACUUGCCACCCCCUCUUUCAAAUGAUAAUCUCAUUAUCAAUGAGUUAAUUAGAGAAUAUUUAAUAUAUAAUGGAUAUUUUCAUACUGAAUCGGUUUUAACAACAGAAUCAGGCCAACCUCAAAUUCAAAUGGCUCGAGGAAUACUUGAGGAACAUUUGAAUGUUAAACAGCUGAAAGAAAAUGCACAUAUACCACUUCUGUAUGGACUAGUAUCCUAUUUUGCUGAAGAAAUCAGGCCUUCAACAUCCAAGGAACCAUCUGCUUGAAAUUUUAUUUAAAAAAUAUAUUAUUAAAUUAAAUCAUUGUGUGAGUACAUUUCAUGUAAAAUGUAUAACUUCAAUUUACAUGAAAAUGAACAUUAAAUAAGUUUGCUGUACAAAUUAAA